Triticum urartu is the source of this 965-nucleotide messenger RNA. The record is from RefSeq and is a predicted model, not a curated record. NCBI's taxonomy places the organism in Eukaryota, Viridiplantae, Streptophyta, Magnoliopsida, Poales, Poaceae.
AUGGCUACGGCUAAGAGAAGCAAGGCGAAAGCUGCCAAGGCGAAAGCCGUGGAAGCAGCCAAGACAGCCAGGGCCAACGCCUACGCGGCCGAGAGGGCAGCUGCCGCGGAUGCUGUACGGGCCGCCAAGAUUGCCAAGAGGAAGGCCAGAGAGGCCAAAAAAGCUGCCACGACGGACACCGCGAAAGCCAAGGAGGCAGAAGAAGCCGCCAAGACAGCCAGACUCAUGGCCGAAGAAGCCGCCAAGGCGAAGGAAGCCGCGGAGGAGGCGAGGCGGCUGGAGGACAAGGAGACGGAGUGGGCGCAGUGCGAGGAGGAGCUGUUCGCCUCCAAGUUCCGCCGUUUCUGGAACAAAUUCUACGCCUGCCGCGGCCGCGGCGUCACCUUCCAUCAAACCAGUAAUCAUCCCAAUUUAAUUAUUUGUGUUCCGCGGUUAUUUUAGUUUCUUAAAGCAAGUUUAAUAUGAUGACGUAAAUGGGUUAUAAAGACCUAUUCCCUCCGUCCCACAAUGUAAGACGUUUUUGCAAGCUAGUUUAGCUUGUAAAAAUAUCUUAUAUUAUGGAACAGAGGGAGUAAUUACCAUGACUAUUAAGUAUUUUGUUUCAUUCUUUCACUAACUUGAUAUUAAUGGAACAAUGCAGCAUCUAUCCCGGCCAUGCGUUAUACGUUCCCUGCUUCCCGUGACACGCCCGAUCCCAUGGAUACUCUACAGUUCAAGUCAGUCAAGAUCACAUCAAUCAAGGAGUGCUUACACUGGCCACUGCAAGUAUUUGGUAUCAUUACUGCACGUGAUAUCCUGGAUAAUAAGCGCAACAUUAUUUUUCACCGUCCGAGAAAUAGCUGCCAGACCAUCACUGAAGAGGUUUGUAUAUUUCUACCCAUUUGUUUGUUUUCCCAAGUUGCAUGCAUUUUGCUCUUGUACACUCUCUCCUUGCCUCAUUAAUUAAAGUUUACAAAAUUUUGACU